AACGGCGUGUAUACUGUAUUGUGUAAAUGUAAACUGGAGUAACUCGGCAACUGGCUAACAACCGGUUACGUUGAUAGAAAGAAAUAAGAUUUUAGUAUUGUAAAAAACUGAUAUUUUUUUUAUUACUUGUCGUGCAAAGUGUACAUCUAUUCUGAACGUCUGUGCACGCGGUAUCUAUCGCUACAUUAAUUUUCCUGCAUCCCAAAGUUUGGAGGCCAAAGGAGACGCGGAUAACCUAACCCUAACCUGUACCUUCCAAAAUGAGCAAGUACAGCCGGUACAGGCGGGAAGAGUCCUCGAGCGAGGAUACGGACAGCGAGGAGGAACGUCGCAAGAAGGAUAUCAAGGAGAGAGACAGCUUUGCCAGCCGUCUCAGGGAGAAAGAUGAAAGUAAAAGACGUAACGUUGCCACGCUCCCCGGUUCCGGCGCUGCCGAGGCGGCAAAGAGGCUUAAAAUUAUGGAGACCGACGCGAAGGAUAAGCUGAUACCAAAAUUGAGAGUUGAGUCUCGUAGGAAAUACUUGGAGAAACGUAAAGAGGACAAAGUCGCAGAGCUGGAGGCCGACAUCCUCGACGACGAAUAUCUAUUUGACGACAACGUUUUAACAGAAAGAGAAAAGCAUGAACGAUCCCAUAAGAAGCAGCUGUUGCACUUGGCAAAGGAGCAUGAGAAGGCGAGGGAACUCGAGCGUAUGCAACGCUAUCACAUGCCUCUUGAGAAGGGCAAGACGGAGCAAGAACCUGACACGACAACGGACAAGGAACCGCCGCAGUCGGAGCAAAGCAAGUGGGAGUCUGAUCAGAUGUCGUCAGCUGUUUUUCGUUUUGGCGCCAAGGAUAGGAAAGCUCAACAAGAAUACAAUCUCCUCAUGGAGGACGAGAUGAUAGAGUUUGUUCAGGUGCUGCAUAUGCCCGGGCAAGAUAAGAAACGCGAGGAGAGUCCGCCCCCGCAUGUCAAAAGUUUGCAGACGAUACAGGAGACGAAGAAGAGUUUGCCUAUUUAUGUCUUCAAGAAGGAUUUGAUACGGGCCAUCAAAGAUCAUCAGGUUUUAAUAAUAGAAGGUGAGACGGGCUCAGGGAAGACAACGCAGAUUCCUCAAUAUCUGUACGAAUCUGGAUUCGCGGACGACGGUAAGAUUAUUGGAUGCACCCAGCCGCGGCGUGUAGCUGCCAUGUCGGUGGCCGCGAGGGUCGCCCACGAAAUGGCCGUUAAGCUGGGCAACGAGGUCGGCUACGCUAUUCGUUUCGAGGAUUGCACGUCACAGCGUACCCGUAUCAAGUAUAUGACUGACGGUACAUUGCACCGGGAGUUCCUCAGUGAACCUGACUUAGCGUCGUACAGCGUAAUGAUAAUCGACGAAGCGCACGAACGUACUUUGCAUACCGACAUUUUAUUUGGACUGGUGAAAGACAUCGCGAGGUUUCGUCCCGAUUUGAAGCUGCUAAUAUCGUCGGCUACAUUGGAUGCUACGAAGUUCAGUGAAUUCUUCGACGACGCUGCUAUAUUCAGGAUACCCGGACGUCGCUUUCCCGUCGACAUUUAUUAUACAAAAGCGCCGGAAUCAGAUUAUAUUGAGGCGUGUGUAGUUUCCAUUAUUCAGAUUCACGUAACGCAAUCGUCGGGUGACAUAUUGGUGUUCUUGACUGGGCAGGAGGAAAUCGAGACGUGUCAGGAAAUGUUGCAAGAGAGAGUGAGAAGGUUAGGGAGCAAAUUGGCAGAACUUUUGAUUUUACCUGUUUACGCGAAUUUACCGAGCGAUAUGCAGAUAAAAAUAUUUCAACCUACUCCACCUGGCGCGAGAAAGGUUGUACUGGCGACCAAUAUAGCGGAGACUUCAUUAACUAUAGACAACAUAGUAUACGUAAUAGAUCCUGGUUAUGCGAAGCAGAACAAUUUCAAUCCACGCACCGGCAUGGAGAGUUUAAUCGUCGUGCCGAUCAGCAAAGCGUCCGCGAAUCAGAGAGCGGGACGCGCGGGAAGGGUAGCACCUGGGAAGUGCUUCCGUUUGUACACAGCUUGGGCUUAUCAGCACGAGCUUGAAGAUAACACCGUUCCUGAAAUUCAACGGAUUAAUUUGGGUAACGCGGUGCUUACUUUGAAAGCUCUCGGGAUCGACGAUUUGAUGCACUUCGAUUUCUUGGAUCCCCCACCGCCCGAGACACUGAUUUUGGCGAUGGAACAGCUGUACGCACUGGGUGCGUUGAAUCAUCGCGGGGAACUAACGAAACUCGGACGUAGAAUGGCCGAGUUCCCGCUGGAUCCGAUGAUGGCGAAGAUGCUGUUAGCCAGCGAGAAGUAUCGCUGCUCGGAAGAGAUAGCUACUAUCGCGGCCAUGCUUUCGGUGAACGGCGCUAUCUUUUAUCGGCCGAAGGACAAAAUUAUACACGCGGAUGCUGCACGCAAGAAUUUCCACGUGCCCGGCGGCGAUCAUCUGACUCUCCUUAACGUGUACAAUCAAUGGGCACAGAGCGACUUCAGUACACAUUGGUGUUACGAAAAUUUUAUACAACACAGAUCUAUGAAACGGGCUCGGGAUGUUAGAGAACAAUUGGUAGGCUUGAUGCAGCGUGUCGAAAUGGAAUUGGUCUCGGGAAUUGCAGAAACAGUCAACAUUAGAAAGGCCAUUACAGCCGGUUAUUUUUAUCACGUGGCACGUUUAUCGAAGGGAGGCUGUUACAAAACUGCUAAGCAUAAUCAACAAGUCGCGAUACACCCAAAUAGCUCUCUAUUCCAGGAUCUUCCGCGUUGGCUUCUUUAUCACGAACUCGUGCUCACUACGAAGGAAUUUAUGCGUCAGGUGACAGAAAUUGAAAGCAAAUGGCUGCUCGAGGUGGCACCUCAUUAUUACAAGCCCAAAGAAAUAGAAGAUUCAACGAACAAAAAGAUGCCGAAAGUUGCGGGCAGAUCACGACCAGAUGGAACGAAUUAAACAUUUGGUAAUAUAUCUCAACUGUGAUAUUAAAUUAUAUUUUUUUGUAUAUAUGUUUUUAUACAAUGUAUAAAUACAAAGAAUUAUUACUCACCUGAA
Molecule: messenger RNA, 3029 nt
Organism: Wasmannia auropunctata (little fire ant)
Lineage: Eukaryota; Metazoa; Arthropoda; Insecta; Hymenoptera; Formicidae
Gene: l(2)37Cb
Product: putative pre-mRNA-splicing factor ATP-dependent RNA helicase DHX16
Exons: 12
Coding region: 261-2930 (889 amino acids)
Cellular component (GO): catalytic step 2 spliceosome; intracellular anatomical structure
Molecular function (GO): RNA binding; ATP binding
Source: RefSeq, a predicted model, not a curated record